This is a messenger RNA of Lasiosphaeria miniovina, 552 nucleotides long. RefSeq lists its product as uncharacterized. The transcript has a single exon. The record is from RefSeq and is a predicted model, not a curated record. The coding region runs from base 267 to 506 and encodes 79 amino acids. Lineage: Eukaryota; Fungi; Ascomycota; Sordariomycetes; Sordariales; Lasiosphaeriaceae.
UAAUAAAAAUAUUUCUUUUUAUAUCUCACUCUCGUUUAUACUUCCCUCUGAGAACACGUAAAGCGAGAAGAGGACAGCCAACACAUGGAUAUUAGCAACCUGCAACCCUGCGGCCGCUUUCGUAUUGUGUCGAGUAGAGAGAGGAAGGUUUCCCUUCUUGAAACUCCGAGGUCUGGGAAAAAGUCUCAGCCACGGCAACCAGCCAACCUAGGUUCUUUACGAAGGCUCAAAAAAACCAAACAGAGAGGAAUUAACUUGAUUUUCCCAUGCAAAGACUACUACUUGUUGUAUUACUACUCUUUUUAAUAUCCCCCCAAAAGGAUAGCCCAAACAAGCAGUACCUAAGUGAAGUGAAAAAAAGACCCAAACGCCGCAAAAGAUUACUUUUUUUCAGUUGGUGUCAAGAACCCAACCAACCAACCAUACCGCAGUAUACUGCAGCAAUGAUAUCAGAAGCAGAAAAAAAAAAGAACGACACACGACAGACAACAUUGCAGGUCCUAUAAUACAAGGGCGACGAGAAAACGUAGCCACUCCCUCCUUUCCCCCCCU